CUGCACUACGGGACCCUGCUGGGCAGCAGAGCUUGUGCCACCAUGGCAGCAGCUGCCUGGGGCACUGGGCUUCUCUAUUCCCUGCUGCACACGGCCACUGCAUUUUCUCUGUGUCUCUGCCGUGGCAAUGCUGUGGAUCAGUUCUUCUGUGAAAUUGCCCAGAUCCUCAAGCUCUCCUGCUCAAAAUCUGACUACCUCAGGGAAGUUGGGAUUAUUUAUUUUAGUCUUUGUUUAAUCUGUGGGUGUUUUGUCUUCAUUGUUGUGUCGUAUGUGCAGAUCUUCAGGGCCGUGCUGAGGAUGCCCUCUGAGCAGGGACGGCACAAAGCCUUCUCCACGUGCCUCCCUCACCUGGCUGUGGUCUCCCUCUUUGUCAGCACAGCCAUGUUUGCCUAUCUGAAACCCCCCUCCAUCUCUUCUCCAUCCCUGGACCUGGUGGUUUCAUUUCUGUACUCAGUGGUGCCUCCAGCAGUGAAUCCUCUCCUCUAUGGUUUGAGGAACCAGGAGCUCAAGGCUGCAGUGAGCAAUACAUACUUCUACAGCAUCCGUAAGAUGCAUGGUAGUCUAACAGGAGUCUCAAGCACGGACUUUCUGGCCUACCUGAAACCCCAUUCCCUGGUCUCCCCAUACCUGAACCUGGUGGUGUCAUUUCUGUACUCGGUGGUGCCUCCAACACUGAAUCCCCUCAUCUACAUCAUGAGGAACCAGGAGCUCAAGGAUGCAGGUGAGGAGAUGCCAGUGGGCACUGUGGAGGCAGUGGGGAUGCAGCAGGAACUGUACGGGAGGCUGGAGGAAGAUUCCUCGGGCAUACCUGUGCACACAUAG
Messenger RNA from Gallus gallus (chicken), 822 nucleotides. Its product is annotated as olfactory receptor 14A16-like. Gene Ontology annotation, biological process: G protein-coupled receptor signaling pathway. The transcript has 3 exons. Lineage: Eukaryota; Metazoa; Chordata; Aves; Galliformes; Phasianidae. Gene Ontology annotation, molecular function: olfactory receptor activity. The annotation marks the transcript as partial. Gene Ontology annotation, cellular component: membrane. The record is from RefSeq and is a predicted model, not a curated record.